AUGAAUCAGAUAAGGGCAAUUCAGAAAAUCAACGAGGCCGAAUUGAAUAAUGGCAUUUUGUCAUCCCAUUUAUCCUGGCACGAUGAGUACAAGCGUCAGGCAUACAUAUUUAUUGGAGGACUGAAUACAGAGCUGAUAGAAGGCGAUAUCUUGACAGUGUUUGCGCAAUAUGGGGUACCGGUUGAUGUUUGUUUAGUCAGAGACCGAGAGACUGGUGACUCAAAAGGGUUUGCUUAUCUUAAGUACGAGGACCAGCGGUCUACGGUACUAGCCAUCGAUAAUUUGAACGGCAUAAAACUUGCAGGAAGAGUUAUCAAGGUUGACCAUGCAUGGUAUACCCCAAGAGACGAUCUGUCGCAAUAUCGAGAAGCUGUUAAAAAAGAGCUGGAUAAGGACAAGGUGAUUGUGCCAGAGGAUCGCCAUGUAAAGGCUACACAAGAGAUGACGAACGAACUUGAGGACCCGAUGCAGAACGUGUGA
Molecule: messenger RNA, 480 nt
Organism: Torulaspora globosa
Lineage: Eukaryota; Fungi; Ascomycota; Saccharomycetes; Saccharomycetales; Saccharomycetaceae
Gene: IST3
Product: U2 snRNP complex subunit IST3
Exons: 1
Coding region: 1-480 (159 amino acids)
Biological process (GO): mRNA splicing, via spliceosome
Cellular component (GO): precatalytic spliceosome; catalytic step 2 spliceosome; U2 snRNP
Molecular function (GO): RNA binding
Source: RefSeq, a predicted model, not a curated record